CAUGGUGAUCGGUGCCUUUCCCAUUGCGAAGUUAGUGAUGUUGGGCGUGCGGCAGAUUAGUCGGCCGCUGGCCAACAGCAUCAAGGCCAACGCCCGCCGAAGCCAGUUCUUCAAGACUUACAUCUGCCAGCCGCCGGCACAGGCCUAUCACUGGUUCGAGAUGAAGAUGAAGAUGAGGAUGAUGGGGUUUAAAGGUGCCCAAGUGCAGCGCUUGAACGAGGACACAGCGGCAGAACUGGGUUCAGAGCUCCUGGGAGAGGCCAUAGUCUUUUUCAUCGGAGGUGCUUGCAUCUUGGCUGAGUACAUGAGGCAGUCGUCCAACAGCGCCAAGAAGGAGCAGGAACUACAGUGCACCCUGAGGGGCUUAGAGCAGCAGGUGGCGCACCUCGCAUUGACAGUUGAGGAACUGGACACACGCAUUCGCGAAACCAAUCGGCUUGUUUUGUCACUUCCUGCCAAGCCCACAAAAUGAUCUUUGGACUCAAGAGGAAACAACCCAUUGAUGGGCACAGAGGGAGAACUGCCUCAUGGGUUAAAGCCAAGUGACACGUGUAAGUUAUGGUGAAGGAUUCUGAGAAAUUGCUGCCCCAAAGUUGUGAUUUACCUUUUAAAUGCCUGUCCACACCUUGACAAAGUCCCGCUUGUACAUGUGUGCCUGCGCCCUGUACCUAAAUAUUUCUUGCCUCUGCAUUUGCAGGUGGGGAGAGUGGUGUGUCAUCACGUGUGCUUUGGGGUCGCGUAACAUUUCACUGAUCGUGUCUAGUCUAAUUGUUGUGCUUGUUUUGAAACGUUUCUCAGCUGAGCUACUAUUAAGAGGUCGGAGGCAGGUGCUCCAGCGGCUGGUGUUCCACGGAAGCCCACUGAACCCAGAUGAGCAGAGCUCGAUUUGCCACCAGGAGAACCACAUGCCUUUGGGAAUCUUUGUCCAACCUCAGAGGAUGCUGCCACACUAUUUGUCUUCUUUCCCCUCCUCCAGCCCUCCAGCACUCAGGCACAAAAGAAAAACUUGCCAUUGUCCUGAAUGGGAUUUUCUUGGAUUUUUAGUGCUAGUGGAUAUCUCUGGUGCCGACAUCGGACUAGAAUGUUUCUGACAGUCUGCUGUUUCCAUGGCCUCUGAUCUCUUUGCAUUGCAAAACAUCUCCGCAGGAAGGAACCGUUACGGUUGAUCAAGGCGACUGAGCAAUGCCCCUCUUUUUCGAGGGAGAUCAUAAUUAAUAUACAAUAAAUGCCGGCAGCAUAAACACCAGAAUUAAAUGUUUUGGACACUAUCCUCUUUCCAUUGGUUGUAUUUUUAUUUGCUAUUUUUUUCCAGGCUCUGUCAUUACUGCUGAGGUCGACGUUUGUACCUGUCCUCAAUUAUAGGAGCAUAGAAUAUAGUACAGUACAGGCCCUUCAGCCCAUGGUGUUAGUCAAACUUUCAACCUGCUCUAAAAUCAAUCUAACCUUUCCAUCCCACAGAACCUUCCGCCUCUCUCAUUCACGUGGCUAUCUACUCGCUGCCCAUUACGCUGCUGGUGUUUAGGGCAGCAAUGAAGGUCACCCAUCUCUGUCUGUCCUUGGCCACAGUGCUUCCUUCAACAUGCCAGUAGCUUCCUCCCAGGUUUCACUUCUGUCAGCCAUGCAAGUCCCGGGUGGAGACUCAAGUAUACUGUCACAUUCAGAUGUAAAAGGAUUCUUCAUUGCUGUUUCUGUUUGACCAGUCAGGGUUGUUGGUCCUGAGCUGAACCCCCAAACCUGGAGGAUCGGUGGACCACUCAAUCUGGCUUUGUAAUAUUAAGAACUUAGCACCUCGUAGGCCGCUUGUGACCCUGGCUAUUUUCUGCAGCUAAGAGCUUGAGAAAAAAAGCUAUAGAAGCCCAAAUGCUUUCUCAUAAGAUAGGCUGAGCUUGAGAAAAAGAGUAUAGAUGCACAAUUGCUUUCUCAUAUACCUCCAGGUAUAUGGAGGAAUUUAAGGUGGGGUGUUACAUGGGAGACAGGGUUUGAGGGUUGGCACAACAUUGUGGGCCGAAGGGCCUGUAAUGUGCUAUACUAUUCUAUGUUCUAUAAGAUAAGCUGAGCGGGUGACAUCAUCCUUGGUAUGCGAUCUGUGCUUAACUUCGGUUUUGCUUAGAGUAACUUGUAUCCUUGUAUUCCUAUGGCACCUGCAAGAUGAGCAUAAAAAAGAGUGGCUCUUUCCAAGGGCAGGAGGCUUUGGAUGGUAAGCCUGUGCCUGUCUGCAUCCAGACAUAGUAGCAAUUAAAACUGUUAUAUGAACAAUUUAUGACUGAUAAAGUUAACAAUACUCAUCUGUACAGAAACUAAGGGGGUGAACCCACUUGUAUCUGUGUAUGUGACUGC
Hypanus sabinus (Atlantic stingray) is the source of this 2337-nucleotide messenger RNA. It is a transcript of the gene opa3, whose product is annotated as outer mitochondrial membrane lipid metabolism regulator OPA3. Gene Ontology annotation, biological process: regulation of lipid metabolic process. Gene Ontology annotation, cellular component: mitochondrion. The record is from RefSeq and is a predicted model, not a curated record. NCBI's taxonomy places the organism in Eukaryota, Metazoa, Chordata, Chondrichthyes, Myliobatiformes, Dasyatidae. Bases 2 to 472 code for a protein of 156 amino acids. The transcript has 2 exons.